UGUAUUUGAUAUCAAGUCUAAGAAAGAGAAAACGAAGACCAGAAGUAAAGAUAUUCUCAUUAGUUUUAACAUUGGACCCAAUGGACUUUAGUGCAAACACUAUUUUCCUGUGCUAUGAAUCAUAAUUGUUGACAAUUCAGAUGCUCUCAGACGUUGGGUUUCACUUAAAAAUAAACUGUUGACUUGUUUACAACCUGACUUUGAUGUAGCUUCUGUCAAAUACUUUGCUGUUAACCGCUCUCAUACGAAAGAUUGACCUUAUUACAUUAGCAAAGUGGCUGCUCGUCAGAUUUAGACUCAGGAGUCUUUGGUUCUGGAUCUUGCUUUUAAACUUUAUUUAUUAUUAAACUGUAUUUUUAAAAAACUGUUGAAAGAAAACAAAUAAGGACCACAUUUUCUAUUUCUUCCCGGACUAUUUCUCGUUCAUCUCGUCUCAAUAAAUGACUUUUCACUCCUCUCUUCUUGUCUCUGCAGCGGAUUCUCUUCACUCAAACAUGUCCGUGGACGGCCAGGUCCCAUCGCCCACCUCCCCGGGGCUCCCUCACCUUCGCUGCAACCGCCGGGCCAGCGAAGCCAGCCUGGCCAGCCAGGUGUCGGGCUUAGCCGACUCUUACACCGCCUCCAACAUCGCCACGACCGGCCUCACUAAGAGGCCCGGCCCGCUGUCCCAGCUGGCUCUGCCCUACAAUAGGCUGGCCUCUCGGAGCUCGUCGCUGCGCUCACCAAAGACAAUCCGUCGGGUGUUCCCCAAACGCAACGGCGGGGAGUCCGAGCAGGGCCGGGACGUUAGCUUGACCUUCGAUCUCGGGUCUGACAUCACAGACUUCAGCUCGGCCCCCAGGCUGGUGAAGAACAUGGAGCAAGUUGCUUCUCGGUGGUGGGGCAGUAAGAGGAUGGACUACGCCCUGUACUGCCCCGACGCCCUGACGGCGUUUCCCACGGUGGCUCUGCCUCAUCUCUUCCACGCCUCCUACUGGGAGUCGACAGACGUCGUCUCCUUCUUACUCAGACAGGUGAUGAGACAUGAGAACUCCAGUAUUUUGGAGCUGGAUGGCAAAGAAGUGUCUGAAUUCACUCCGUCCAAACCUCGAGAGAAGUGGCUCCGCAAGAGAACUCAUGUUAAAAUCAGGAACGUGACGGCGAACCACCGAGUGAACGACGCCGUGUUCACGGAGGACGGAGCCCAGAUGGUGACGGGACGCUUCAUGUACGGACCCCUGGACAUGGUCACCCUCACUGGGGAGAAGAUCGACAUCCACAUCAUGACGCAGCCUCCCUCUGGAGAGUGGGUGUUCUUCCACACGGAGCUCACCAACAGCAGCGGACGGGUGUCUUAUCUCAUCCCCGAGGGCAAGAAGCUGGGGAUCGGGGUCUAUCCGGUCAAAAUGGUGGUCAUGGGCGACCACACGGUGGCAGACAGCUACCUCUCCAUCGUACCACGGGGAACAGAGUUCGUCGUCUUCAGUAUCGACGGGUCGUUUGCCGCCAGCGUGUCGAUAAUGGGAAGCGAUCCAAAGGUUCGGGCUGGAGCUGUGGAUGUGGUGAGGCCCACAUGAGGAUCUUUGCCGCCUACGGCUCCACCAAGGACAUCUCUGUGUACUCGACCAUCGGCCUGCCUCCCUCACAUAUCUACAUCGU
Molecule: messenger RNA, 1638 nt
Organism: Pseudoliparis swirei
Lineage: Eukaryota; Metazoa; Chordata; Actinopteri; Perciformes; Liparidae
Product: membrane-associated phosphatidylinositol transfer protein 2-like
Exons: 8
Coding region: 441-1556 (371 amino acids)
Biological process (GO): phospholipid transport
Cellular component (GO): cytoplasm
Molecular function (GO): metal ion binding; phosphatidylinositol transfer activity; phosphatidylinositol binding
Source: RefSeq, a predicted model, not a curated record